CUUCACCCUUCCCUUGGCUUCGCCAAGUGCUUUUUGACAACGAAGCUCGAUCACAGCUGACACAACGUCGACGUUUGGCUUCACUGAGGUUCGGGGAAGACAGCGCGCCCCGUGAAACAGGACACACCGGAGCAUACAGCCCUCUCCCCUGCUCCUCAAUCAGCCACCAUCGCGCUUCCAGCAUGGAGGUCGACAGGCCAUCUGCAGCUGCUGGUGGGGCGUCCAGCCAGCCUCGUUUUGUAGUCAAAAAGUGGAACGCAGUCUGCCUCUGGUCAUGGGACAUAGUUGUAGACAACUGCGCUAUUUGCCGCAACCACAUCAUGGACCUCUGCAUCGAAUGCCAGGCAAACCAGGGAAGCGCCACGACUGAGGAGUGCACAGUGGCUUGGGGACAGUGUAACCACGCUUUCCACUUCCACUGCAUUUCGCGCUGGCUCAAGACUCGUCAAGUCUGCCCUCUAGACAAUCGAGAGUGGGAGCUUCAGAAGUACGGACGCUGAAAAGUCCACCUCUCCAGCUCGGCUCCUCGUACAUUAGUCCGCGCGAGCUUGCAGCUGUUCGAGCCACAACCAACAGCAAAACACAGCUCGCCUCCUCCGAUAUGCCCUCGACCACGUUCAUGUACAACACGCCAACGACGAAGAAACAGAAAACACUGCCAAGUAUGAUACGUACCUUGACACUUCUACAGAGUCCAACAGCUUUGCCAGCCCGCCAGGUAAGCGAAGGAAGAUUGUUCAUAAGAACAAGUGUG
This is a messenger RNA of Ceraceosorus guamensis, 754 nucleotides long. Its product is annotated as putative RING-box protein 1. Gene Ontology annotation, molecular function: zinc ion binding; cullin family protein binding; ubiquitin protein ligase activity. The transcript has 5 exons. Gene Ontology annotation, cellular component: cullin-RING ubiquitin ligase complex; nucleus. The record is from RefSeq and is a predicted model, not a curated record. NCBI's taxonomy places the organism in Eukaryota, Fungi, Basidiomycota, Exobasidiomycetes, Ceraceosorales, Ceraceosoraceae. Bases 183 to 500 code for a protein of 105 amino acids. Gene Ontology annotation, biological process: protein ubiquitination; ubiquitin-dependent protein catabolic process.